Erythranthe guttata (spotted monkey flower) is the source of this 876-nucleotide messenger RNA. RefSeq lists its product as uncharacterized. The record is from RefSeq and is a predicted model, not a curated record. NCBI's taxonomy places the organism in Eukaryota, Viridiplantae, Streptophyta, Magnoliopsida, Lamiales, Phrymaceae.
AAAAUUAGAGAGAGAGAAGAGAGAGAGUGUAAUUGGUGGAAUGAUGACCGCCGAUGUGAGUUCAAUGGUGAGAAUGAUGAACGGCGGCGGCGAUACGAAUGAGUCGGGAAAAUCGACGGCUCCGAUCACUAGGGAUUUGCUUGGGGGGUGUUGUACCCUUGAUUCUAAGGAGUUGGACCUUGACGUACAAGUCCCCUCUGGCUGGGAAAAACGCCUCGAUUUAAAGUCAGGAAAAGUGUAUCUUCAAAGAUGCAACUCAUCAAACUCAUCCUCCACAACUUCAGAAAACAACAACAAAAAAUUUGAAGAAGAUCUAAACCUCCCACCAAUCACAAACCAGAAGACGACGACGACGCUGAAUCUUUUCGAAGAUUCCUCGUUGGAACUAAAGCUGCUGACGUCGUCGCCCUCCACGUCAUCAAACUACCAGAGCAGCGUGUGCACGCUCGACAAGGUGAGGUGGGCCCUAGAGAGGGCCGAGAAGGAGACCGCUAGAAAACGCUCCUUAUCGAUCAUGUCCGACAAAUCUUCAUCCUCCCCGCCGGGGUCCACUUCGUCCUCGUCGGUGAAGGACAGCUGUCGCGAUCGCGACGGCGACGAGAAGUCGUCGACGGCCACGGUCGCCGCCGGAUGCCCUAGGUGCUUGCUUUACGUGCUGGUUUCGAGGGGCGACCCGAGGUGCCCGAGGUGCAACGGUGAUGUGCCGUUGCCCGUGGGGCCCGCGAAGAAACCUAGGAUUGAUCUUAAUAUUUCUAUUUGAAUUGGCCCAUCUUUUUUUUUUUUUUUUUUUUUGUAAAGAUAGGGGGGAAAGAAACAGGGGUUUAUAAGUUUAAAGAAUGGUAUAUAAAUGCUUCUUGGAAAUAUUUUAUUUUCUAA